UAUCGGGACCGCGCACCGUGUACACUACCGAGCGAGCCAGUUUGGUUUCCAGAGCGCGCAUCUGUGGCCUCUCCGCUUGUACUAGCCCGUAUCCUCUAACGGUUUCCCCAAGCUCCCUGUCAUGGGCAAACCUACCCGGCUACCCGAUCUCCAGACGCACUAAGUCUUGGCCGUCAUGUUGUGCGCGGACACCCCAAGCCGCUGUUGAUAAACACCGGGCCCGAGCCCUGACCCCCGGAGGAGCUGUCGCCAUGGCUGAACAGACCUAUUCAUGGGCGUAUUCCUUGGUGGACUCCAGUCAAGUCUCUACGUUCCUAAUUUCAAUUCUUCUCAUAGUCUAUGGCAGCUUCAGGUCUCUCAAUAUGGACUUUGAAAAUCAAGACAAGGAGAAGGAUGGUAGUAGCUCGCCUGGAACAUUUAGUGGAAACAGCACCAAUAAUAGUAUCCAGACUAUUGACUCCACUCAGGCUUUGUUCCUCCCCAUCGGAGCUUCAGUUUCGCUCUUAGUGAUGUUUUUCUUUUUUGACUCCGUUCAGGUUGUCUUUACUAUUUGCACUGCAGUACUUGCAACAAUAGCAUUUGCAUUCCUCCUCCUCCCCAUGUGUCAGUAUUUAACACGACCCUGCUCUACUCAGAACAAUUCCACAGGGAGUCAUUUCUCCAUGCUGGGAAUUGGAGAUAUUGUGAUGCCUGGACUUCUCCUUUGCUUUGUCCUUCGCUAUGAUAACUACAAGAAGCAGGCGACUAGUGAAUCGUGCGGCUCCCCAGGGGCCGCAAUUUCUGGGCGCAUGCAUAAGGUCUCCUACUUCCACUGCACGCUCAUUGGGUACUUUGUGGGUUUAUUAACAGCAACAGUGGCAUCUCGUAUACAUAGAGCUGCUCAGCCUGCCCUGCUCUAUUUGGUACCAUUCACCUUAUUACCCCUUCUCACUAUGGCCUACCUGAAACUGAUUUUGUCUAUUGUUUCCCUACCCAUACUGAACAUUUUUUAA
Molecule: messenger RNA, 992 nt
Organism: Bombina bombina (fire-bellied toad)
Lineage: Eukaryota; Metazoa; Chordata; Amphibia; Anura; Bombinatoridae
Gene: SPPL3
Product: signal peptide peptidase like 3
Exons: 8
Coding region: 252-992 (246 amino acids)
Biological process (GO): membrane protein proteolysis
Cellular component (GO): lumenal side of endoplasmic reticulum membrane; cytoplasmic side of endoplasmic reticulum membrane; Golgi-associated vesicle membrane
Molecular function (GO): aspartic endopeptidase activity, intramembrane cleaving
Source: RefSeq, a predicted model, not a curated record